Molecule: messenger RNA, 8889 nt
Organism: Cryptotermes secundus
Lineage: Eukaryota; Metazoa; Arthropoda; Insecta; Blattodea; Kalotermitidae
Product: fatty acid synthase
Exons: 37
Coding region: 254-7471 (2405 amino acids)
Biological process (GO): fatty acid biosynthetic process
Molecular function (GO): 3-oxoacyl-[acyl-carrier-protein] synthase activity; fatty acid synthase activity; oxidoreductase activity
Source: RefSeq, a predicted model, not a curated record
GCUAUCUAGGCUACUGUGCCUGUUCAUGUUCAGCAUUUCAACACGAAUUGUAAAGUGAUUCAAUAUAAUAAAUGUUGGAAAUUGAGGCACACGUGUUUCGUUAUGGUGUCAGCUGUUCUGACAGUCACGUGGCAGAGAACAUGCCUUACAAAAACGGUUUGUGCCUGGCAGAAAUCUUCAUUGAACUGUGGGGUGACAAGAAGAUCACAAGGUUCUGCAAGAACGCUGUUGAAUUCCACUGUUGCUGUGAGCCAUGCCUGUCCCUACUGAUGCAAGACCACGAUUGUCGCAACUUCCGCUUGGUGAAGAGGUUGUCAUUUCAGGGAUCUCAGGCUGUUUUCCCGAGUCUGAAAAUGUGUACCAAUUUCGGGAUAAUCUCAUUGACAGUGUGAAUAUGACGACAAUUGAUGAUCGGCGCUGGAAGUUAGAUCACCCCGAGAUCCCUUCACGUUCUGGGAAGUUAUAUAAUAUCGUUAAAUUUGAUGCAUCAUUCUUUGGUGUUCACUAUAAACAAGCACAAGUUAUGGACCCACAGUGUCGACUGCUGCUGGAGAGAACGUAUGAGGCUGUGGUGGAUGCAGGUGUCAACCCUCAGCUUCUAAAGGGACAAAACACUGGGGUCUUCAUUGGUGCAUCUUUCAGCGAGUCAGAGAGAAUUUUGUUCUAUGAUAAGUUGCAAACCAGUGGACUUAGUCUCACAGGUUGCAGUCGGGCCAUGCUUGCCAACCGCUUGUCUUACUGGCUUGGGACACAUGGACCCAGUUACAUGUUGGAUUCAGCAUGUUCGUCCAGUCUGUAUGCAGUUGAGCAUGCAUAUAGGGCCAUCCGGGAUGGGUACUGUGAUUCUGCUAUUGUUGGGGGCAGCAACCUUUGUCUCCACCCUUAUAUAACUCUCCUCUUCUCUCGUCUCGGCGUUCUCAGCCGUGACGGUGUUUGCAGGCCCUUUGACAGAGAUGCUAAUGGCUAUGUGCGGAGUGAGGCCGUCUGUGUUAUGUUCCUGCAGAAAGCCCAGGAUGCUAAGCGUGUUUAUGCAAAGGUGCUGCACGCCAAGACUAACAGUGACGGUUACAAGGACAAGGGCAUAACGUACCCUUCCCGAGAGAGGCAGACACAGUUAAUGGAGCAGCUUUAUGAAGAGAUCGGUAUCAAGCCCACCUCAGUGGACUAUCUCGAAGCACAUGGAACUGGCACGAGGGUUGGAGAUUGUGAGGAACUGAAUGCUGUGGACCAAGUGUUCUGUAAAGGGCGGAAGACGCCGCUGCUGAUAGGAUCAGUGAAGUCAAACAUGGGACACGCUGAACCUGUGUCUGGGCUAUGUUCUAUCACAAAGGUGGCCAUUGCCAUGGAAAAUGGAGUCAUCCCAGCCAAUCUGAACUUCUCGAGCCCCAGAGAAGAUGUGGAGGGCAUGAUUAUGGGUCGUCUUAAGGUUGUGAGUGAGAACUUACCAUGGAAAGGGAGUCUUGUAGGUGUGAACUCAUUUGGGUUUGGUGGAUCAAAUGCCCAUGUUCUGCUGGAGAAGAAUGGGAAAGGAAAAGUAAAUGGAGGUGCCCCUACUGACCUCAUUCCUCGACUUGUUGUUGCUUCUGGACGCACAGAAGAGGCAGUUAAUGUCAUACUGAAAGAUUUUGAGAGUCGGCCAGUGGACGCAGAAUAUGUGCGCCUGAUGCAUGAUGUCCAGUCAUUAGAGAUAGCUGGCCAUACGUACCGUGGGUACACGCUACUCACACAGAAUGACAGAAGGCAGAGGAGUAUUAAAUUUUACCCUGGAAGCAAGCGGCCUGUUUGGUUUGUAUUCACCGGUAUGGGGUCACAGUGGCCAGGUAUGGGGAAAUCGCUCCUUAAAAUUCCAGUUUUCGCAGCCGCCAUUUACAAGUGCCAGCAAGCUCUGAAGCCUCAUGGCAUAAAUGUGCUUGAUAUUAUCACAUCUGAUGAUCCCAUGAUCUUUGAUAAUAUCCUCAAUUGUUUUGUGGGUAUUGCAGCCUGUCAGAUUGGGCUGGUGGAUGUGAUGAGAGCAGCGGGCAUUGAGCCCGAUGGCAUUGUGGGUCACUCUGUGGGAGAGUUGGGCUGCAGUUACAUUGAUGGUUGCUUCACAGCUGAGGAGAUGUUGCUGGCAGCGUACUACCGUGGAUGUGCAUCCCUAGAAGCAGAACUCAUCAAGGGGUUAAUGGCUGCAGUUGGUCUUGGAGCUGAGGAUGCCAGGAAACUGUGUCCACCUGACAUUGAGGUGGCAUGCCACAAUGGACCUAACUUCUGCACACUCUCAGGACCAGCUGAGUCCAUGAAGAAAUUUGUGAAAGAACUACAGGAGCAAGGUGUGUUUGCCAAGGAGGUGAACUGUGGCAACAUUGCAUACCACAGCAAGUACAUAUCUCCAGCUGGGCCUCUCCUACUGAAGUACCUGAAGCAGCUGAUAACCCAUCCAAAGCCCCGAUCUUCCCGUUGGGUGUGCUCUUCGCUGCCGCAAAGUGAAUGGAACACCCCAGAAGCGACACAUUCUUCAGCCGAGUAUCACACAAACAAUCUGCUGAACGCCGUGCUUUUUGAGGAAGCAUCACGACACAUCCCACAUAACGCCAUCACUGUUGAGAUUGCCCCUCAUGGCCUCUUGCAAGCCAUCUUGAAACGUUCCCUCAAGAAGGGCAUAACCAACGUUGCUCUCACACAACGAGGUCACCCUGACUGCAGUGAGUACGUCUUCACUGCUCUGGGCAAGUUAUUUGAGCUUGGUUUGCAGCCGAACUUGGCAAACCUGUAUCCCCCAGUAUGCUAUCCAGUGAGCAGGGGAACCCCAAUGAUCUCACCACUUAUCCGGUGGGAGCAUUCAGAGGAUUGGUUUGUCAUGACAUAUGAAUCACAGGAAAGAGAAAAGUCUGGUGAGCGGUCUGUAGCCAUCGACCCAAAAGACGAGGAUAAGAAAUACUUAACAGGGCAUGUGAUUGAUGGAAGAAAUUUGUUUCCCGCUACAGCUUAUCUUGAGCUUGUCUGGGAGUCACUUGCAAUUAUGACUGAACAAGUCUACACUGAAAUGUCUGUUGUGUUUGAGGAUGUAAGAUUUCACAGGGCUACAAAAAUACCUAAGGAAGGAAACACAGAGUUUAUUAUUAUGGUGCAGAAAGGGAGUGGAAACUUUGAGGUGAUAGAAGGUGGUGGGUCCGUUGUGAGUGGUAUAGUGCAGGUACUUGAGAAUACUUCCUAUAAAAGAGCAUCUCUGGAGCCGCCUGAUCCAUGCUAUAAUGAUGAGUUGCUUGAAUUUUCAUCACAUGAUAUAUACAAGGAGCUACGACUACGUGGAUACGACUAUCAAGGGGCCUUCUGUGGCCUUGUCUCUUUGGACAGUCUUGGACAAACAGGGAAGAUCCACUGGAACAACAACUGGGUUACAUUCAUGGACAGUAUGUUCCAGGCACAGCUGUUUCACACCGACAGUCGAAGUCUGUUCAUUCCAAUUGCAAUCCAGAAGCUUACAAUAGAUGUGAAACGGCAUACUGCUUGUCUCCAAGAACUGGAUGUGCCAGUGCAUGUCUACAAGGAGAUGAAUAUCAUCCAGUCAGGAGGCGUGGAAGUGCGAGGCCUCAGAUCAAGUGCCGUAUCUCGGCGCAAGCCUCUGAGUCAGCCUGUGCUAGAGAAAUGUGUGUUGACACCAUAUGUGGAGCCUGCACACCUGGACUUACACACCACGUUGCGCGUGUGCACACACAUCACUCUGGAGAACAAGCCUGUCACCCAAGUGAAGGUGGUGGAGCUGCACAACCCAGGCUGGGUGCCUCUGGCACCUGCUGUGGCCCUCAUCCUUGCGGAUCUACCCCUUCUAAAGGCAAACAUAACAAUCCUAGCAAAGGCUGGUGACCUGUCAGAAAUGGAUUUGAACAUGGCAGAGGUGAAGAUCGAGGAUCACAAACUGAAGGACAAGCAGGAAUGCACGCUGCUUAUUGCUUCAAACAUCCUGCUUCAUAGAGAACUGCUGCAGACUGCGGUGAAUGCCCUGGCUGAUGGGGCCUGCAUCCUGGCACGAGAGAAAGUUGGCACAGAGAGUGAGCUCAGCAAUGGUUUCAGGCUCGAGACCAUGUUUGAGAAGACUCUGAAGGAAGAGAAGCUGCUGUUACUCAGGAAGGGAGUGACAUUGGGAAAUCCGGUUGUGAUCCAUGUGACUGGCCAUAACUAUGACUGGCUACCUGAAGUGCAGACUGCCAUCAGAAGCAGCUCCAAACGUCACGUUAUCCUCGUGGUUCAAGGCGAGCCACUCAGCGGCGUUGUGGGUCUCGUCAACUGUAUCCGCAAGGAGCCAGGCAGUGAUUAUGUCAGGUGUUUUUUUAUUCUAGACUCAUCAGCGCCCCAAUUUGAUGUGAACUUACCUUUGUAUCAGCAACAGCUGAAGAAAGAUCUCGUUAUGAAUGUAUACAGUGGUGGAAAGUGGGGGUCAUACCAACACCUCCCACUAGAUGGCUGUGCCACUGUCAGUACACCACACGUGUCGCUCAAGAUCAUGACCCCAGGAGAUCUCUCUAGCUUCAGAUGGUUGGAAGGAAAUCUGGUCCCUGAGAGUGUUCAAACAACACCAGAUGAGGAAUUGGUGCAAAUUUAUUACUCUGCCCUUAAUUUCGGAAAUGUGGUACUGGCAACUGGGAAGGUGGCAGCAAAUUUCCUUGGCAACAAUCAGCUCAGCCAGGACAACGUUCAAGGGAUGGAAUUUUCUGGGCGUGAUCAGAAGGGAUGCCGUGUCAUGGGAAUGAUGGCCCAACAAGCCCUAGCCUCUAUGGUGCUGGCAGACACAAAGAUGCUGUGGAAGGUACCUGAUCACUGGACACUUGAGGACGCAGCAACUGUGCCUGUGGUCUAUUCAACAGCUUACUAUGCUCUGGUGAUGGUCGGAGGCAUGAAGAAGGGUGAGUCAGUGCUUAUCCACUCAGGCGGUGGAGGUGUUGGCCUGGCAGCUAUCAACAUUUGCCUACAUGCUGGAUGUAUGGUGUACACCACUGUUGGGACUAAGGAGAAACGGGAAUUCAUCAAAAAGCAAUAUCCACAGUUAACCGACCGCAACAUUGGCAAUUCUCGAGACACAUCAUUCGAGCAUCUCGUCCUGACCGAAACGAAUGGCAGAGGAGUGGACCUUGUUCUCAACUCCCUUUCAGAGGAUAAGCAGCAGGCCUCCAUACGUUGCCUUGCCCCUCGAGGACGAUUCCUGGAGAUCGGAAAAUUUGACCUUGCUAACAACAGCUUUCUUGGUCUGGAGGUGUUCCUGAGGGAGACGAGUUUCCACGGAGUGAUGUUAGAUAAAGUGACCUCUGAAGACCCUGAGACAUUGAAGAUUCUGCAAGAUAUUGUAACUCAGGGUAUCUCUGCAGGAGUUGUGCGACCCCUACCUAGGACUGUGUUUCCUUACACCGAGGUGGAACAGGCUUUCAGGUACAUGACAACCGGGAAACAUGUAGGCAAAGUACUGAUGCAGUUUCAACCAGAGGAAGACAGCAAAGUGGUUGUGCCUGCACCACGGCUGAUGCAGGCUUACCCGCAGUACUUCUGCAACCCAAGCUACAGUUACAUAAUUGCAGGUGGCUUGGGAGGUUUUGGUCUCGAGCUUGCCGACUGGCUGGUGUUACGAGGUGCUCGUAAACUGGUACUGUCAUCUCGCAGUGGUGUAAGAACAGGCUACCAGAGUUUCCGUGUGAGAACAUGGCGCAGCUAUGGGGUGAAAGUAGUCAUCUCUCUGGCUGACAUCACAACAAAGAGCGGUGUAAGAGCUCUGCUGUCAGAAGCAAACAGACUAGGCCAGGUUGAUGCCAUAUUCAACCUUGCUGUGGUGCUGCGAGAUGCAUUCCUGGAGAACCAAACUAAGGCAGACUUUGUCACUUCUGCAGGACCCAAGGCAAUUGCAACACGUCACUUGGACGAGCUGUCUCGCCAGAUGUGCCCACAUCUGCGCCAUUUUGUGGUGUUCUCAAGUGUUACAUGUGGGUGCGGUAAUACAGGGCAAACAAACUACGGGAUGAACAACUCCAUCAUGGAGCGCAUCUGUGAGGCCCGUGUCAGAGAUGGGUUGCCAGGCCUUGCUGUGCAGUGGGGUGCAGUGGGGGAUGUGGGGCUGGUGGCAGAGAUGCAGGAGAAACACAGAGAUAGAGCAAUAGGAGGCCUUCUAAUGCAGAGGAUUGCUUCAUGUCUUGAAGUGCUUGAUAUAUUCAUGAGACAGUCAUGCCCUAUAGUGGCAAGCAUGGUUGUUGCUGAUAAGCAUUCAAGAGGCAGUGGAUCCACGGAUAUAGUACAGUGUUGCAGGAAUAUCAUGGGUAUCUGUGAUUUGAAGACCAUUGAGUUGAACAAAACUUUAUUAGAUCUGGGCAUGGACUCCAUGACAGCCGUGGCAAUAAAACAGACCCUGGAGCGAGAAUUUGAUAUAUAUCUCACCCUACAGGAGAUCCGCAACCUCACAUUUGCAGGUCUUGAAGAACUAGGUACAAGAAAUCAGAAAACUGAGGCAGAAAAGCAGUCAUUAGAAGGUCCAUCUGUUGAUGAUGAUGAUGAUGAUAAUGAUGAUGGACCCCCCAUAAGAAUGCAGUUGUUGCUGCAUGUGCUAGGGGAUGAGGCAUCUUCACUAUAUCCUGUUGUGCGCCUGCCAUCAGCAGCUGGAGCUGGGGCAGAUGUAGAAGAUGAACUGAAGGCAGGACCAGUACUCUUCAUGUUGCCUGGAGUGGAAGGUGUAGCAAGUGUCCUUGAGCCUCUGGCCAAGAACCUCAAAUACCAGGCAGUAUGUCUACAGCUGAACUACAGGGACAUCGGACAGACAGCUCAUGAUAUAGCACAGUCCCUACUUCCACACAUACACAGCAGGCUAGCACCAGGGGCCCCAUUCCGCUUGCUGGGAUACUCAUAUGGCGUGAUGCUGGCACUGGAACUGGCCCUGGCACUAGAGGCAGAGGGACGAGAGGGACACCUGUACCUAGUGGAUCACUCACCAGACUACGCUAAGUCAGUGAUCCAGCACAUCUUGGGUACCAAUGAGGAGCAGUUUGAUAUCAAUUUCAUAUGCACCAUUUACAAAGUUGUUGCACCACAGGAAGCCACAUCAGAAGCUGUUAGAAAGUUGGUUGAGAAGAUAACACCCAUGAAGAGUAGGGAGGAGAAGUUAGAUCAUGUCAUCAGCAUGCUUCUGAUGCCGACUGGUGAUAAACAGCACUACAAAACUGCUAUUGCCUCUAUCUUUGCUCGCAUGAAGAACACGCUAGGCUAUGAGUGGAACCCUAAGAAGAGAGUCAAGUCUCAAACAACUCUUCUGAAGGCUAGAGCUUCAGCACUGAAAGCAGAGGAGGACUAUGGGCUAUCAAAGAUCUGUGAGAAGAAGGUGGAAGUACAUGUCGUGCCUGGGAACCAUGUGACAGUGCUGGGCAAGAAGGAAACUGCUGCCAUUAUCAACAGGCAGGUGACAGAUUCCGAGGCUCUUAAAUUCAAAAACAGCCUUAAUGAAGAACAUAUCCUUCAGUAAAGUAAUAUAUGUCCUUAAGAGCCUGUAUAACCACCUAGAAAAUCUGUUUGUUCCAUAAUGGGGAGUAAUGAGAAGAGAGGGCCACUUGAUAAACAGUCUUGUUGAUAAUAUUGCAGUCAAUCCAAGGAAAUACUGGGACAAGCAAAUAUCUGUUGAACUGUAUCAUUUUGGCAGUUGGUAGCUGCUGUGUAUGUUGUAAGUUCUGCCACAGGGUCUUCAUUCCACCGUGUGUGUAACAGUGCUGAAGGUACUUUCAGUUUUCAGCCAACCUACUAUCACUCUACUUUAUUAAUUUUACUAGCUGUUUAUUGUAUUAUUGAAGCAGUUGAUUGGUCCAGGCUGGCUGAGUGUUAACAUUCUUUCAGUAUGCUACUAAUAGCAUUAAAAUAUGGUUGCUUCCAUAUCAUAUAAAGACAUUCAAGAUCCUUUGUUCCCAGAUGAUUAACAUUUGUAAUUGAGUUAAAAUCUGGCUGUCAGUUCUGUAGUAUUUGGAUAUUUAGUAUGUCUGUUUCUAAACAGUAAAAGUUAAUCUCAUUUGAACACUGACAUGUGACAUGAACUGAUGGUGUGUCGUCCUUCACAAGUGCCAAUUUUGAAUACACAGCAAUAAGUGUGUACUUAAGAAUGUUUGCAGCUUGCACCCCUGACCACUACUGUCCAGAGGUCAGUCGCUUCCAAGUUUUCAUCUUGGGAUUGCUUUGCACUUUACAGACUGCAAGAGUCAUAUGAGGCAAUCUCUCCCCAGCCUUGUAUUUCCCCAAGCUGCAUUAGAACUUCCUGAAACCCUAAGCUAUGAUAAAUAUAAGACCCUGAAAAGAAUAAUUUAUAAACAUUAAGUAUUCUUGUUUGAGUGGUUACAUCUGUAGCUUUAUAAGACGAGACAGUUUAACAAGAUAUGUAAUGAAAUUUUUCAAAGAGGUGCUACAUUCCAAUAAAAUGAAUUGUUAUUAAAUUGAAAAAUAAUGGUAAUAUAUGUACAUAUGGAUAAUUGUAAGAAUGAAAUGUAUUUGUAUUUAUGCAGAACUGCGCAAGUACAUCGCUUGGUAGUGAUCACAUGGCUACACCACAAGGAGUGACACUGCCUCGCUUUUGUUUUCGGUCGUUGCAUGUUAUUCUGUGGGUGUUGUUUUCUUCAUUCUACUCUAACAAGAUGCAGUCAGUCAUUUGUUACGUGUGAGUUUUACAAGAUGAUAAUGUACGUCUUGCUUAGUUUAGUUUAUUCAUAUUCGUAUUUCCGUCACUGAUUUCCUUCAAUUUUCUGUGAUGUGAAUAACGAAAGACACAUCAUUUCAAAUUAUGGGGACACAGUCCUCUAACUUUGCAGAUUCUACCUGUAUCAAAUAUUCUGUUAUGUAAUUUCAACUGUCAAGAUUAAUAAGUAUUAAGUAUAAUACAAUAAAGAUAUCUUGAUGCCUGAA